Candidula unifasciata is the source of this 381-nucleotide messenger RNA. Lineage: Eukaryota; Metazoa; Mollusca; Gastropoda; Stylommatophora; Geomitridae. The record is from the annotation of a GenBank genome assembly.
AUGGAUGGCGACGAAUUUGAGGGUGACGAUUUUGAAGAUGGGCCAGAUGUAGAAGAUGAUGAACCACUUGAUGAGCCCAUUAACAAUGAACAGGGUGACAGAAUUGAGGUGAUCACUGAUGGCUCAGCUGGACAAGUGGAACCACAGAAACGCAUAACAACAAAAUACAUGACCAAAUAUGAGAGGGCUCGAGUACUGGGAACUCGAGCCCUGCAGAUAGCGAUGUGUGCUCCAGUCAUGGUGGAGGUGGAUGGAGAAACUGAUCCAUUGGCUAUUGCAAUGAAGGAACUGAAGGCACGGAAAAUUCCCUUCAUCAUCAGGAGGUAUUUGCCAGAUGGAAGCUAUGAGGACUGGGCUCUUGAUGAGCUUAUAAUUGACUGA